Molecule: messenger RNA, 1908 nt
Organism: Nerophis lumbriciformis (worm pipefish)
Lineage: Eukaryota; Metazoa; Chordata; Actinopteri; Syngnathiformes; Syngnathidae
Source: RefSeq, a predicted model, not a curated record
AUGAAGCUGAAGCUACCAAAUCCAGGACUGGAUGAUCGGAUCCCUACUCAUGGAGAACUAGAGAAAAUGGAGUUGGAGGAGGCAGGAGAUAGACCCAAAUGGGACAAUAAAGCUCAGUACCUGCUCACCUGCGUGGGGUUCUGUGUGGGGCUCGGCAAUGUGUGGAGGUUUCCUUACUUGUGCCAAAGCCAUGGAGGAGGUGCUUUCAUGAUUCCCUUUUUAAUCCUUGUGGUUCUGGAGGGAAUCCCUCUGCUGCACCUUGAGUUUGCCAUUGGACAGCGUCUGAGGAAAGGAAGCGUUGGUGUGUGGAGGUCAAUUAAUCCUUACUUGACUGGAGUUGGUAUAUCAUCUUUGAUGGUGUCCUUUCUGGUGGGAAUGUACUACAACACUAUCAUGGCUUGGAUCAUGUGGUACCUCUUUAACUCCUUUCAGAGUCCUCUGCCAUGGAGCCAAUGUCCCCUCAAUGCUAACCGCACAGGUCCGGUGGCUGAGUGCGAGCGCAGUAGCACUGUUGAUUAUUUCUGGUACAGAGAGACCCUCAACACGUCAGACUCCAUCGAGGAGUCUGGAGGUCUGCAGUGGUGGAUGGUGCUCUCCCUGAUUGCCGCCUGGACGGUUCUCUAUGUUUGCUGCAUCCGUGGGAUCGAGACCAGCGGCAAGGCUGUAUACAUCACUUCCACUCUACCAUAUGUGGUUCUGACUAUCUUCCUCAUCAGAGGGCUUACUCUUAAAGGUUCAGUGGAAGGAAUCAAGUUCCUCUUCACACCAGAUGUGGACGAGUUGAUGAAUCCAGCCACGUGGUUGGACGCCGGUGCGCAGGUGUUCUACUCCUUUUCCUUGGCGUUUGGAGGUCUAAUUUCUUUUUCGAGUUAUAAUUCUAUACAUAACAACUGUGAGCAAGACGCUGUUCUCAUCUCCAUCAUCAAUGGCUGUACAUCAGUAUACUCUGCCACUGUCAUCUACUCCAUCAUUGGCUUCAGGGCCACAGAAAAAUAUGAUGACUGCAUCGCAGGAAACAUCCUGAAGCUGACAAACGCCUUCGAUUUAGCUGAGAGCAACAUCACAGAGAGCAACUACAAUGACAUGCUUCUUUACCUCAACCAAACAAGUCAAGAUAUUGUUAAAGACUUACACAUACAGCCAUGUGACAUGCAGUUCUUCCUCAGUCAGGGGGUGGAAGGAACCGGCUUGGCCUUCAUCGUUUUUACAGAGGCUAUCAUAAAGAUGCCAGUUUCUCCAAUCUGGGCUGUACUAUUCUUCAUCAUGCUCUUUUGCCUUGGUCUAUCGACUAUGUUUGGAAACGUGGAGGGAGUUGUUGUACCGCUGCAGGAUCUGAAAUUGUUGCCCAGAAAGUGGCCUAAAGAGGUUUUUUGUGGUGUGACUUGUGCUGUGUCUUUUGCGUUGGGGAUCAUUUUUGCCACUCGCUCUGGAAACUAUUGGUUGGCUCUUUUUGAUAACUUUGCCGGCUCCAUACCUCUUCUGGUCAUCGGCCUUUGUGAGAUGGUCGCCGUCAUCUACAUUUAUGGCAUAGAUAGGUUUAACAAAGACAUUGAGUUCAUGGUAGGGCAUAAGCCCAACAUCUUCUGGCAGGUGACAUGGAGGGUGGUUAGCCCACUUAUUAUGGUCAUCAUCCUGGUAUUUUACUUCGUGACGCAGAUCACAAAGUCUCUCACGUACUUGGUCUGGGACCCAGAGUCGGAGAGCUUCCCGACCCUGGAAGAGCGCCCGUACCCUCCCUGGAUUUCCAUUAUUGUUUUCAUCUUGGCCGGAGUUCCCAGUUUAGCUAUUCCGGCUGUUGCACUCUUCAAAUGCUUCCGGAGGAAAUGCUGCAAACGGAAGGACAGCAGUGAUGACACAGUGAAGACCAUCUCUGGCCAAGUUCAAAUGAAUUAUGAAAAUAAGUAUUAA